Molecule: messenger RNA, 4137 nt
Organism: Mercenaria mercenaria
Lineage: Eukaryota; Metazoa; Mollusca; Bivalvia; Venerida; Veneridae
Product: sushi, von Willebrand factor type A, EGF and pentraxin domain-containing protein 1-like
Exons: 14
Coding region: 98-3094 (998 amino acids)
Source: RefSeq, a predicted model, not a curated record
AGGAAGUCAAGUAGCACUUAUAUUACUGUAUUUAAAUAGAUGCCGUUGCAUAUUUGUCACUUUAAUAUGCAGUGAAUAUGCAGUGAAUAGUGCAAACAUGGGAGAAAGUUAUUUUGUUUUGGGCUUUGGCUUUUGUUUGCUUAUUCAGUUAAAUACAGGUCAACUGUUACCAGAAGAGGAACUUCGGAAUGAGACCUCUUGUACACUUGAUGUAAAUAUAAGUUGUAGCAACAAUGAGAUUAUUGCGGUACAUUCCCUGUACUUCUUCUAUGAUUCGGACUGUACCAAUACGUGUUGUACAUACAACAGCAGUCAUUCAAGUAUCGGCGCAGACGAAAACGAUAUACAGGAAAUUCGUCGCCUAUGCUCUGGUAGAGAAUCAUGCAGUCCUGCGCUUGACGGAAAGCGAAAUUUUGGACUGUUGAAUGUACAGACGCCUUCCUACGUUAUGGUACAAUAUUUCUGUAUUCCUGUUCUUGUAGAUUGUGAAGAUAAAUACAACAUUUCAAACGGAUACAUUAGUUCACGAGAUGUUAACAACACUGGUAAGGGAUCAUUGGCAGAUGUUAGUUGUGACGCAGGAUAUGAAACCAACAAAACUUACGUCAGCUGUCUGGAAACAGGACAUUGGGAAAAUGCUACGUGUUCCCCAAAAGACUGUGGUAAUCUUCCUGAGAUAAGGAAUGGUGAAUAUACAUUGAAAGACCCUCAGAAUACAACGUAUGGCGCUUUAGCAACAGUAAACUGUUCAAAAGGGUUUGAAGCUAAAAGUAGUAGCAUCAGCUGCUUGGAAUCAGGACAAUGGUCUCGUGUGUCAUGCACUUCUAAAGGUCAACUGUUACCAGAAGAGGAACUUAGGAAUGAGACCUCUUGUACACUUGAUGUGAACAUAAGUUGUAGCAACAACGAGAUUAUUGCGGUGCAUUCCCUGUACUUCUUCUAUGAUUCGGACUGUACCAAUAGGUGUUGUACAUACAACAGUAGUCAUUCAAGUAUCGGAGGAGAUGAAAACGAUAUACAGGAAAUUCGUCGCCUAUGCUCUGGUAGAGAAUCAUGCAGUCAUGCGCUUGACGGAAAGCGUGAUUUUGGAUCGUUGAAUGUACAGACGCCUUCGUACGUUAUGGUACAAUAUUUCUGUAUUCCUGGGUCAAGGGUGAAUACAAUUUGCUCUAAUGAAGAGGUAGUGUCGCAGGGGAGACUACCAUUGUAUCUGACAAACGAGAAUUAUCCUUCCGUUACAACCGGAGAUAGCACAUGCUCUUGUUCUUUGGAAAUAAACUCAUGCUCUUCUAAUAUACAGCUUCACCUAUUAGAUAUAGACCUAUACUUAGAUACGAAUACAUGCGAACAGAGUCUCGAAUUUGUAAACAACAGGGAUGGUGUGUCAGAGAAAAUCAACUGUGAAAGUUACCAUAACAACAAUAUUACUUCUAUGAACAUAAAUUCCCACUACGUCAGAAUAAAUUUUCUUGAUAACUCAACACAAAACCAGGAAGGUUACUUUCUUCUUGGAUUUGAAGCGACUGGUGAAAAUACUACCUUCAGUAUCAGUUGUCCAUACAAGCAGGAGUCGAUUUGUCUUGAUUGUGAAGAUAAAUACAAUAUUUCAAACGGAUACCUUAGUCCACGAGAUGUUAACAACACUGGUAAGGGAUCAUUGGCAGAUGUUAGUUGUGACGCAGGAUAUGAAACCAACAAAACUUACGUCAGCUGUCUGGAAACAGGGCAUUGGGAAAAUGCUACGUGUUCCCCAAAAGACUGUGGUAAUCUUCCUGAGAUAAGGAACGGUGAAUAUACAUUGAAAGACCCUCAGAAUACAACGUAUGCCGCUUUAGCAACAGUAAACUGUUCAAAAGGGUUCGAAGCAAAAAGUAGUAGCAUCAGCUGCUUGGAAUCAGGACAAUGGUCUCGUGUGUCAUGUACUUCUAAAGACUGUGGAAAUCCACCUGUUAUUGACUAUGGAAGUAUCAGAUCAGAAGACGGAAGCACAACAUACACUUCUACAGCCAGAGUUACAUGUCAAGAGGGUUAUAAGGCAAAGAAACAGGUGAUCACUUGUAAAGAGACGGGGAUGUGGGAAAGUAGUUCAUGUGAACCCAAAGACUGUGGAAAUCCUCCUGUUAUUGACUAUGGAAGUAUCACUUUAGAAGACGAAAGCGCAACGUACAAAUCUACAGCUAGAGUUAAAUGUCAAGAGGGUUAUAAGGCAAAGAAACUGGUGGUCACAUGUAAAGAGACGGGGAUGUGGGAAAGUAGUUCAUGUGAACCCACAGAGAAUACACACGAUGAAAAACAACAAGCAGAGGAUGGCAAUGCGUCUUCGACCACUCUGGUAGCCGUGCUGGUAUCAUUGAUGGUCAUAGUCAUACUGAUAUUAGCAGUCUAUGUCAUUUGGAGAUACAGACACAGAUUGUGUAAAACAAGAAGUUUUAAAGGGCAUGAAAGCAUAUCAUUUAAGAAUGAAGAAGUUCUUCCAGAAGAUCAAGGAUAUCAGAAUUUGAAUAUAUCCUUCGUGAAUGAAGGCGGCGAGUCAAAAGAUCAACAAUGUCAAGAUCCCAAUGUAUCUUUUAAAAAUGAAGACAUUCGUCCAGAAAUUUCAGAAGUUCAGCCAAGUCAGGAUUCGAAUACUAAUAUCCAGACUGACGAAAUUGUGCCAGAAAAACAACAAUGUCAAGAAUCGACUGUUGCUGUCAAAACUGAUGAAAACCUGCCAGAAAUACAACUCCAGGAAUCGAAUGUUGCCGUCAAAACCGAUGACGUUCUGACAGAAAAGGACACAAAUGUUGAUGCAAUGACUGCAAAAGUUCUGCAUGAAAAUGAACAAGGUCCGGAUUCAAAUGAAACUGCUCCGAAUGACGAACUACCAGAAAACCAACAAAGUCAAGAAUCGAAUAUUGCUGUCAAAACCGAUGAAGUUCUGACAGAAAAGGACAAAAAUGUUGAUGCAAUGACUGAAAAAGUUCUGCAUGAAAAUGAACAAGGUCAGGAUUCAAAUGUAACUGCUCCGAAUGACGAACUACCAGAAAACCAACAAAGUCAGGUUUCGAAUGUUGCUGGGGACUCGGAAGAAAAAGAAAAGCCGGAUCAGCAUUGAAAUUUGAAUUUUGACUGUUGUUAUAGGACUCAAUCAUUUCUUGUAUAUUGCAUUACAAUUGUACGUGUGAUUGUGUAACGUCUAUUAAUGACAAAGCUUUGAAUAACCUUUCUUAAUUUAAAUGCAACACAUUGACAUACUACACAUGUACAUAACAGUUCAGUUUCUAUACUACAUACAUCAUCCUGGUAAAUGCGCAGGAUAGGAAUCCAAAGGAAAACACUGCUAAAAUGUGCAUAUUCACCUUAAACGAAUAUUAUGCCAUUGUGUUCUGGUUUCUAAUCUGUCUGGUUGAGAGUAGCACUGACACAAUUUAUGUAAUAAUGCAACUUUCACGUUUCAUAAUGGUAGAUGUCCCAAGGUGACCCUAGGGGUAAUAUUUCAGGCUUUGGCGGGAACUUGGGCAAAACCAUUGACCUUCCCUAAGGUAGUUUGAUGUUUUUCUUAUAUGAAGAGAAAGGUUUUGAACCCAUAUCAGUUAUAGACAACUAUUACCAUCUGGCCAAGUCGGCUUUCUGUGUAAUAAUUGAAAAAAGCAACAACAACAAAAAAACUCUUAAACAACUGUUUUAUAAAGUAAAAAUACAUAUUACACCGAAGUUUACAGCGAUCCUGAACAAGUACCAGAACUGAACAAAUAUUCUUAUCGAAUGUCUGAAUGAAUUUUACUACAGUAAAUAUAUCUUCGAAAGAUGUAAAACCGUUUCAUCUACAAUUUCUAAAUUUUUAUUUUAUUCUCUAACAGAAAAUACUGGAAGAAUAAAUUUUAGAGUAAAAUAUCAGAUCUCCACAAAACUAAUGUGUCUCGUACUCACUAACUGCAAAACGUCUUUCUACAAAAUGCAAUGAAUCGUACUAUACCAAUGUGUCUUUUUAAAUCCAUUAAUUAAUUAACUAUUCUUGCGUAGCCUAAAAUCCCAGAACGGAAUAUUUUUCAGCUAUAGUAUUUCGUUUCUGAUAAUACCUUUGUGUACUUAAUUGUUAUUUUAAUUGUUAUAUGUGUCAUUAUACUGACUUCUUAUUAAAUAAAUGUGCUUAGUGUU